Messenger RNA from Trichoplusia ni (cabbage looper), 2013 nucleotides. Its product is annotated as RNA-binding protein 45-like. The transcript has a single exon. NCBI's taxonomy places the organism in Eukaryota, Metazoa, Arthropoda, Insecta, Lepidoptera, Noctuidae. Gene Ontology annotation, cellular component: ribonucleoprotein complex. Gene Ontology annotation, molecular function: RNA binding. The record is from RefSeq and is a predicted model, not a curated record. Bases 186 to 1718 code for a protein of 510 amino acids.
UUUCUUUAUUCGUGAGAUGAUUACACACUUAUUGUUUUUAUGAAUUAUUUUGUUUUGUGAUUUUAAUUUAAGACAUGAGGACGCAAUACAAAUGACUUACGUGAGACCAUUUAUUCCAGACUGUUUAUCUUGUCGACUUGAUUAACGACUAAAAACUGAUCUAAUAUACCGUUAAGACUGUGAUCAUGAACAAUUGGAAUCAAAGCAUGCGAAAUGACGACCGCAACGACGACAAACCACCGUACUCGAGGAUAUUCGUAGUAUGCAACAAACAAUUGAGGGUAGAAGACUUGCGGCCUGCUUUCGAGGUGUACGGGCAGAUAGAAGACAUACACAUGCCUCGGGAUCGCAGCACGGGCGAGUCUAAAGGCAUAGCUUAUGUAAAGUACACUAAGACCUCCUCAGCCGCCGCUGCUAUCAAGGAAAUGCAUUUGAAGACUAUCCAAAACAGCAGCAAACCCAUCCGAGUAAUGGUAGCCACCCAUAAGAAUGAUAAUCAUAACACCAACGAAGACAAGUACAAGCGUCUCUUCAUUAAAGUGCACAAAGAAGCGACAGAAAGUGAGAUAAGGCAGCAUUUUUCUGCUUUUGGGCAAGUAGAGAGCAUACACCUACAGCGGGACAAGGUAACAGAUGAGAGUAGAGGGUUUGCUUAUGUCAAUUACAUGUCAUUUCUUGAUGCUGCCAAAGCUUUCGAAGAGUGUGAUAGGAAAUACAAAGCAAUAUUUGCUACUCCAAAGGAAGAAUUAAAAAGAAGUAGAAAUAGCAUAGAGAAUUUCUCAGAAAGUUUUCACUCAAGCAACUCUAGCAUAGUCAAAGAUAGUUACAGCGAGCAUUACAGUCAACCAAGAGGGGACAUGCACAAACGAGACAGCAUGUCACCACUCAUUAGAACGAAACCUCACAAUUAUGACACAGUAUGUGUGACAUGCAGCCCACAAGUUCAGCAGAAAUACAUUGACAAAUUAUUUAACAUAAUACCUGGCAUGACCUCAUGUAAAUACACAUCAGACUCAUUCAAUGGAUUCUGCAAGGCAAUUAUAACUUAUGAGAGUGAAAAGUCUGCAGCUUAUGCUGUUGAGAGGUUAAAUAACUUUGAAUUCCCUUCAGGAGAGAUAAUAUCAGUGAAACCUGAUGAUAACCCAUUGAGCAAGGCGGCUAAUAACCUUACUAACAUAGUCAAUAGUUUUAAAAAUGCUAUAGAUUAUACUAACCCUGACUUGGUGCAGCUUGCAGAUGCUAUAGCCCAAGCCUCUACUCUGAUCAAAGCCGCCACAUCAUCAGGCCCGGCCCUCAGAGACUUGAAAACUGAAUCCCAGCAGGAGAGCUUCUGCAGUGUUAGCCUCCCUCCCCCACAACCACUUGCUAGCAGUAACAGCAGAGUAGCUCAAAGAUGUUUCUUAGUGUUCAAGCCCCAUCCUCCCCCUGUGCAUAUGUUGAAAGAUGCCUUUUGUCGAUUUGGGGAUCUUAUAGACGUAUCUACAUUCCCUAACAAAACUUUUGGCUUUGCCAAGUAUGCAUCAGUACGAGCUGCCCAGGAGGCAAUCAGAACACUACAUGGUGCAACUUUGUGUGAAAUAAGACUGAAGGUGUUAGAGGCAGAUGAGAGACCAUCUAAAGAUGACAAAGUGAAUGUUGACAGUGAGAGCAGUGUAGACCACAAUACUGACAGAAAGAGGAUAAAGUUAGAUGAUGGAGACUCCACUAUGAGUCAAUGACAAAGCAAGAUACUCAAGUCAUUUGAUAUUAAGUACAGAUCUGACACGAGCUGUUGUAAUAUUGUUGUUAAGUUAGAAGACAGUAUUCUAUAAUUUAAAUCCUUUAUUUAUUCAGCAAUAGGUGCUAUUUAUGACUGACUGUACACAAAAGAUAUUAUUUUUGUCUAUGAAUUUUGACUUUAUUGGGUUUGAUAUAUUUGGAAUGUCAUUGAACUAAUCAUAAUAUACAAAAUUUACAUUUACCAUAUAACAUCAAUGAAACAAAUUAUACACUUUUUUUUAUGACCAAUUAUAA